Messenger RNA from Phycomyces blakesleeanus NRRL 1555(-), 447 nucleotides. RefSeq lists its product as hypothetical. Gene Ontology annotation, cellular component: oligosaccharyltransferase complex; membrane. Bases 1 to 447 code for a protein of 148 amino acids. NCBI's taxonomy places the organism in Eukaryota, Fungi, Mucoromycota, Mucoromycetes, Mucorales, Phycomycetaceae. Gene Ontology annotation, biological process: protein N-linked glycosylation. The record is from RefSeq and is a predicted model, not a curated record. The transcript has 2 exons.
AUGACACGCUUUAUCAUCACCGCGCUUGUUCUAACUGCUCUUGCAGCCCAUGUGAAUGCUGCUGGAAAUGAAGACGUAUUCGAAAUGUUGCCUGAAAUCAACCAUGUAUUCCGUCAACCUGAAGUAAUGCCUUCUGCGUGGUUCUCCGUGCUCUUUGGGCUCCUAGCUCUUUCGCCAUGGGCAUUACUUAUUUCUGGUUGGACCAGUCUUGGCAUCAAUCCAUCAAAGAUUGUCUCGGACUUGACAACUAGUUCAUCAUCAAUGGGACCCGUUUCAAUUGUCGCAUUCCUUUUGUCAUUGGCAUCCAUCGAGUAUAUUCUGUUCCUUUACUGGGUCAAGUUCAACAUCUUCCAAACCCUCGGGUACCUUUUCUUGCUUUCAAUUGUAGCAGCUGCCACUGGACAACGUGCAUUGAGUCAGAUCCAGAAAAUUAGAACAUCACCUUAA